Fusarium coffeatum is the source of this 1503-nucleotide messenger RNA. RefSeq lists its product as uncharacterized. Bases 1 to 1503 code for a protein of 500 amino acids. The transcript is spliced from 4 exons. The record is from RefSeq and is a predicted model, not a curated record. Gene Ontology annotation, biological process: DNA replication, synthesis of primer. Gene Ontology annotation, cellular component: alpha DNA polymerase:primase complex. NCBI's taxonomy places the organism in Eukaryota, Fungi, Ascomycota, Sordariomycetes, Hypocreales, Nectriaceae.
AUGUUGCGGCAAGACUUUAACCGAAUUGACCCUAAACGGCGCAAUGUCGUCGACCACCGCAAGAAGCAGUUUGCUACACCCACAUACAAGGACCUCGAUUACCCCCAUCGUCUCAACUUUUAUUCGGAUCCUCCUACUGCAGACAUCACCCUCGAACAGUUUGAACAAUGGGCUAUCGACAGACUUCGAGUUCUCGCCGAACUCGAAGCAUGCUCCUUUCGCAACAAGACGCCCGCCGAGACAGCAAUCCACAUGAAGCCCAUCCUCAAGAAGCACCUGUUCCUCGAGGCCAACAGUUCCGGUUCCAAGAAGCUAUUUGAGCAGCGCCAAAAAGACCACUACAGCCACUUUAUUCUACGACUAGCCUUUUCGUCGACUGAGGACCUGCGCCGUCGAUUCACGCGUGUUGAGACGAUGCUCUUCCGUCUGCGACUCAACGAAGACGAUCUUGCGGAGCGAUCAGCUUUUGUCAAGACACUUGGUUUGGAUUGGUGCGAAGAUGUGACAGAGGAAGACAGGAGGGAAUACGCUGCAGAGUUGGCUGCCUUUCACCGAAAGGGCGACAAUGAGGACGACACUUGGUUCAAGGUGGACUGGAUGCGAGUUCCUGACCUGAUUGAGAGCCGAAGGGUGUUCCUCAAGGCUGGAAUGGCAUUUGUACCCGGUCGUGAACAGGCCGGCAUGGUUAUCUCGGAGUUCACUUCGCGCUUGGAAAGACAACUUGAGUUGACUGCCCGCGCUCUUCCCCGACUCGAUGAGGACGACCGACUUACACCCAUUCUCAACCAUCUCUCCAAGAACUUCAUCACCCCGGACGCUUCUUACAUGUCAAGCACAGCCGCGGUGCCCGGUGCCGAAAUCAGCGCCAACAACGUCGACAAUCUAUCGCAACAUUUCCCAGCCUGCAUGUCCCACCUCCACCGCUCGCUGCGUCGCGAUAACCAUCUCAAGCACUUUGGUCGACUACAAUACUCACUCUUCCUCAAGGGUAUCGGCCUGAAUCUGGAAGAAUGUUUAGUGUUCUGGAGAAAGAGCUUCAACAAGAUGACAGACGAUAAGUUCAACAAGGAGUACCGAUACAAUAUUCGUCACGUAUACGGUGAUGUUGGAGGUGACUCCAACCGAAGAGGAGGUGGUUACAGUCCGUUCAGUUGCCAAAAGAUCCUUACUGAGCAUCCUCCUGGGCCCGGCGAGGCCCAUGGAUGCCCAUACCGACACUUUAACAUGGAGAACCUGUCAGCCCUCGUACAAGCGAUGGGUGUAAAUGAUCGCUCCGUUGUUCAGGGUGUCAAGGAGGAUAAGGAUAAGCAAAAGUUCCACAUGGCAUGCAAUCGCGUAUUUGAACAUAUACACAAGAAAGAGAUUAAGAAGGCCAAGGAUGAGGGCGUCAUGACACAAGCACAGCUCGAGACCAUUGUCCAUCCCAACGAAUACUUCAAGCGCAGUUUCCUACUAAAGAACCUCGACAAGGAGACAUCAGGAGACGUGCGAAUGGAGGGUUGA